CAAUACUCAGAUAAAUACAGGGGGAAGUCUGUGCCACUGCUUGUCUGCACCAACGCACAAUUAUACCACUCUUUGAUUAUCUGUGUAUUAGAUUGACGUCUGUUUGACAGCAACCACAGCAGUCAUCAGAUAAAUCCAGUGCGCUUCUGCGAGGCGGGGCACUGCAGUUUGCGCGCGGCAUUCCAGCGCAGGCUUUUGCGAGCAGCGGCGCCACGUAACAGGAUUAUAACUCGCGUUCCGCAGCAGCCCAAACCGCUGCCAGCAUGUAUCCAGCCCAUGGGGGCGGGCAGUUCUUGGGGCCCGUCGCCACCGCCUGGGGCCCCACCUCGCCGUUAGGUCCAGCGCUGCUCCUCGCGAUCUGGGCUUUCACCGUUCACGCCCAGGACCAGCAGCAACAGCAGGCUGCAUCAGCAUCUCUGACAUGUAGACCACAGGAGGGCCUGCCUCUGACGCAGCCCUACCCACCGGCGUACUUCCAGCCCACGCCGCUCCCAGUCUGCUCGCAGUACACCUGCAGCUGCUGCAACCGGCAGCACGCGCUGGGCAUCUACCGCUCGUUGCGACCUGCCAUGGAGGACGCGGGGUUCAGUCGUGCCUGCCUGGCCUGGCAGACACGCAUGGCGUGCCGCGUGUGCGACCCGGAGGUAGGCGUGGGGCUCAAGCCCACGGUGUGUCGAGACACGUGCGACGCCUGGCUGUCCGCCUGUCGCGAGGAGUUUUACAGCUUCGAAACCGCCACCUCCUCAGCCUUCGUCGGGCGAAUGCAGCCGUGCACCAACCCGGCGGCCCUGGGCGCGGGCAGCGCGGGGUCGAGUGACGCGGCCGCCGCGGCGUCGCCGCUGCUGUGCUCGCGGCUUGGAGACGUGGCGCGGACGGGCGAGGAGCUCUGUCGGGAAGCAGGCUUUGAUGUUGCGGCGCCGGGCGACGGCGGCCUUUGCUUUGACGGCGGGCUGGCUAACGCCGGGGCGGCCGUGUUCUCCACCGACAUGUGUGUGGCACAGCCGACCAGGCGGCGCGCGCAGCAGCACGCCAGCAGCGGGCGUGGCGGGGGGAGCCGCCCGGAUGACUCGCUGAGCCCGGCGGUGUACCUGGUGGUUGCGUCGGUGCUGGGCGCGCUGGCGUGGCUGGCGUACACCACACGACAGGGCUUCCAGGCUCAGGAGGAUGAGCGGUUGCGGCAACUGCACUGGCGCCAGCUUCAGGGGCGCACCGACUGAGGCGGGUGCCGUGGGUAGCAUGCAGCUGCGCGGAGUGCCGUGAGGUGUAGAAGAGCGCGAGGCAAGGUGAAGACCUGACUGUAAGACCAUUGCAUUGGUGCACACGGCGGACGUGAGCGCCAGGCGAGAUAGUGUGUUGAGGGCAGCGGGCUGGUGUCGUGUAGAAGACGAGAGGCGGGUGAGUUGAA
Molecule: messenger RNA, 1405 nt
Organism: Chlamydomonas reinhardtii
Lineage: Eukaryota; Viridiplantae; Chlorophyta; Chlorophyceae; Chlamydomonadales; Chlamydomonadaceae
Exons: 6
Coding region: 264-1217 (317 amino acids)
Source: RefSeq, a predicted model, not a curated record